Molecule: messenger RNA, 1074 nt
Organism: Morchella sextelata
Lineage: Eukaryota; Fungi; Ascomycota; Pezizomycetes; Pezizales; Morchellaceae
Exons: 7
Coding region: 1-1074 (357 amino acids)
Source: RefSeq, a predicted model, not a curated record
AUGCACUCCACCUCCACCAUGAAAAUCCACGCUUCCCUCCCCGAAAAACCAAACAUCAAUCCCUGCGAUACCGCCUUCUCGCCUCCGCCAAACGACCCCCACAAAGCCCCACCACCGACCGCUUACUACCUCCUCCGCACCUUCCCAGCACGCCGUUCAACUCCACCUCCAAUCGUAGAGACUCAACUAAGUCGCUUCUGGCUCACCACGCUGGUGAUGUGGACGAGCUUUGCGGACAUCCUCCCGCCGAGCUGGUUCUGCCCCUCACAUAAGGUGCAUGUGAAGCUCAUCGAGGAGUUUGGGUUCCUGAGGAGGUACUUCUUUGCCAGUUGGGGAAUCUUGCAGGUUCUGGAUGACGCGGGGAUGAGGGGUGAGGUUGGGUCGGUGGUGGUUGCGGCGGUGGGAAGUAUUGGGCGUGCGUUAGUGAAGUUCCAGGAGGAGUGCGGGAUUGCGGACGAAGACCUGCCGGGCACGAUGAUGACAAAGAGCUUUCUGCAGAGACAGGAUGUGCAGGCGGAGAUUGAGCGGGUUGUUCCGGCGGAGGAGAGGGUGCAGGGUGCGGCGAAUCAUAAUUACUUUGUGGCUGCAGUUAAUCUGCUGAGGCAUGUGGUGGAUUGUGCGGGUUAUGAUAGGGCUGAAAAGAUGAGAGCAUUGGACCUGGGUAAAGCUGGAAAGAAUAAUGUACCUAAGCUUGACUUUAUCGUUAGGAGUCUGGCUUUAUUUGUGAUAGUGACAAACAUUAGGUUUAGAAGACUAAUCUUUACCUCGUUCAUCCUUCUCUUAGGACGAGUAAAAGUUCGUGAUGCGAAGACGCUAGGUGAUCGAUUGGUUGCUAGACGGGCCAAGAAGUUUAUGUGUGAAAUGUGUAGAAUGCAGCAUGCACUGCGCAGAAGAGAUCAUCGGAAACAAAACUCGAACCAUAAAUAUGUCAACAAGACAUGGGUGCUUGUACUGCUGGAGCUGUAUCAAGCAGCCUCCGGGUCCGUUUGGCUUCUUUAUCCGGGAAAUGCAAACGACAUGUUGUGGCUAGCUCUAGGAAUGGGGAUAUCCCCUUAUAUUCAGUUGAUUAGGUGA